GUUCUACUGACAUUGUUCCCGUGUUCCGCUAUAUAAACCAUCAAGAAAAAGAGUGGACCCACACCCAUUCGAUGGCAGCUUCACUGAGACCUACGCACUUCCUUCAACUCAACAACAGCAACCAAAGCCGCCGUUCCUUCUUUACCCAAACAAUAAAGCUUUCUCGCCAACUGCUUAGUCCACCUAUGGCUGCUCUCAGCACCGCCGUAGCCCCCGGCCUUUCUGAAACUUUUACCAGGCUCAGGCAACAAGGCAAAGUCGCAUUGAUUCCAUAUAUCACUGCUGGUGAUCCAGACCUAUCAGUCACUGCAGAAGCACUUAAAGUACUCGAUUCUUGUGGUUCAGAUAUAAUUGAGCUCGGGGUUCCUUAUUCUGAUCCUCUUGCUGAUGGCCCUGUUAUACAGGCCGCUGCUACUCGUUCGCUGCAGAGAGGAACCAAUUUUGACAAAAUAAUAACAAUGUUAAGAGAAGUUGUACCUCAGUUGUCCUGUCCAAUUUGCUUGUUCACCUAUUAUAACCCUAUUCUUAAGCGUGGCAUUGAGAAGUUCUUGGACACUGUUAAAGAUGCUGGAGUGCAAGGGCUUGUGGUUCCAGAUGUUCCUCUUGAAGAAACUGAAGUCUUAAGAAGGGAAGCUUCUAAGAAAAAGAUUGAAUUGGUUUUGCUCACAACGCCAACCACUCCAACAUCGAGGAUGAAAACGAUUGUUGAAUCCUCCGAGGGAUUUGUAUACCUUGUGAGCACGGUCGGAGUGACCGGAACUCGUGAAUCUGUGAGUAACAAGGUUCAGUCCCUUUUGAAGGAAAUUAAAGAGGCAACGUCCAAGCCAGUAGCAGUCGGGUUCGGUAUAUCAAAUCCUGAGCACGUGAAGCAGGUGGCAGCAUGGGGAGCAGAUGGGGUGAUUGUUGGAAGUGCAAUGGUGAGAAUAUUAGGCGAGGCCAAAUCACCUGAAGAAGGGCUCAAAGAAUUAGAAUUCUUCACAACAUCGCUAAAAUCCGUGCUGCCUUGAUUUUACUUCGACAUGUGUUGACAUCAAAUUGGUGGAAUAUUCUAACCAAGUUAGGACUUAGGUUCCAAAAUAAAAAUCAAUAGGUAUGUCUCAUCACUUCCCAUAACAAACAAGUUGGAGGAUGCUUCAGGCUUGUGACAGGGAUUAUGGUCACAUUCAUCAUCUCAAGAUAGUUGAUUGUAACCUAUGGUCUUAAUUUAAUUUUGGUUACAAGGGGUUUACCACAUGAGCUAAUUUUAUAAAAAAUACUACGUAUGUGAUCUAGAAAGACAAUUAUGCCAACAUUGUUUUAAAUACUUGCAACUAAGCAACCAAAAACAUUAUUGGUGAACAAUAAUUUAGUUAGCUCAAUUUUCUAUAUUUUUAUUUUGACGGGCUUUUUGAAGCUUCUCUUUA
This is a messenger RNA of Cuscuta epithymum, 1403 nucleotides long. Lineage: Eukaryota; Viridiplantae; Streptophyta; Magnoliopsida; Solanales; Convolvulaceae. The record is from the annotation of a GenBank genome assembly.